Exophiala mesophila is the source of this 1545-nucleotide messenger RNA. RefSeq lists its product as uncharacterized. Gene Ontology annotation, molecular function: rRNA binding; structural constituent of ribosome; snoRNA binding. Bases 47 to 613 code for a protein of 188 amino acids. Gene Ontology annotation, biological process: rRNA processing. The transcript has a single exon. Lineage: Eukaryota; Fungi; Ascomycota; Eurotiomycetes; Chaetothyriales; Herpotrichiellaceae. Gene Ontology annotation, cellular component: small ribosomal subunit; Mpp10 complex; small-subunit processome. The record is from RefSeq and is a predicted model, not a curated record.
CCUGCGACCAAUCUCUAGACUCUGGUCGAUAGAUCCAUAAGAGACCAUGGUUCGCAAACUCAAACAUCAUGAGCGCAAGCUCCUUCGUAAGGUUGAUUUGAUCAACUACAAGUCCGAUGGUCUCUCUCACCGCGAAGCCGCUGUUCGACGCCGCUACCACCUUACUCACCCCCUCGACUACAGCAAAUACAAUGCUUUAUGUGGCCGCUUAAGGCAACUUGCACAUCUCCUCUCCCUUCUCGACCCUACAGACCCAUAUCGUGUACAAAUGGAGACCGUCAUGCUGGAGAAAUUACAUCAGAUCGGCAUACUCAAGCAGACUAGACAGCAAGGCGCAGGAUUGAGUAGUGUGGAGAAGGAUGUCACUGUCUCAGCCUUCUGUCGUCGACGCCUGGGGAUCAUCAUGGUCCGCUCGGGCAUGGUCGAGCAUGUCAGCACCGCCCACAAACUCAUCGAACAAGGUCAUGUUCGUGUUGGCACCGACGUCGUCACCGAUCCUGCCUUUCUCAUCAACAGAGGCAUGGAGGAUUUCGUCACCUGGGUCGAUUCCAGUAAAAUCAAGAGGCAUGUCUUGCAGUAUCGCGAGAAAUUGGACGAUUUCGAUCUGCUAUGAGGAAGUUGGAGCACAUCGAUUUGACUGCAUAUCACGCAAAAGCUCGUCAGAGAAUCAUGAGGACAAUUCGAGCAUUUGCUGAGGUCUCGCCAUCCUUCGGCCAGCCGUUCCAGGACAAUAUCUCCGGCCUCUCCCAUCCCUGUGAUACGGCCACUUCAAGCAGUAUCCUUGAUACCGGCCCGCAAAUAUCAGUUGUCAAUUUUGGAUGCUCUAUUGGAGCAAUUCUCUGAUCUGGAUGGUUCAGUCUCGGCUCACACCAGCCAAGCUCUGCAUCUCUGGACGCCUUGGCCAACCAACGACGCAAUGCGAAAGCGAUUUGUACUUUGACCCAGUCAGACUCGUCUCUACAUUGUACGCAAGAAUGACUGAGCGUCAUUAGCACGCUCACGACUCAUGAUGAGAGGGAUUCUCGCAGUGUUCCCCCCUCAACCUCUACAGUUACAGGGUCAGCGGAUCCCUUGUCGACAUCCUCGAUGGAUAUGCCGAACAUGGACCCCACGUCCACCACUUCCACAUCGUUACAGUAUCCAUAAGGAUUUUCAUCGAGCCAGUCUGCCGAUGAUCCAACUUCAAGUCCUCCGACGACAUCCACUAUGAGUAGACUCACCACUUCCUCCAUGACUCCCACCUGGAGCACCAGCAUCAGCACAAGCGGUUAGAGUAGUCUAGAAUGGAACCAGGAAGCUCUAUCAUAAAUGUACUCUUCCAGAAACGGAAAUAGCUCUUCUGCUAUCAAUAUCACUCGGUCAUCGAUUGAUUGACUGGCUAGCUAGCUAGGGAUAUUUCCAACACUGCUCGACUUGGCAGUACUUUACUAUCUGCGUUACAUGUUGUGACAAGAUGUGGUGAAAUGAAUGUGCAACUAUAAACAGACAUCGCAGAGACAGGCUAUUCCGUUACCUUGUCCAUCAAGAACUUCCGAAUUUGUUGUU